AUUGCAAGCAGCAUACAUAGUCUCAGUGUGACUUAAAAAAUGUCUAGGAACAUUGGCAGCACUCCUGCAUAUUCCAAAGCCUUGUCGUCUAUUAAGGAAAGGCUGAGAAGAUGUUUCGUGGAUAUCUGCCUCUAAUGAGACUUCAGUGGACACCCCCGCUCCAAUAAUCAACGUCUCUCGUUCUCGUCCCAGGAUGUAAGUGCUGCCUGCUUGGUCUUGUCGACAACAGGAUUUUAACCAUGGCCUUUAGUCAAUCCCUGCGAAAUGGUCUGAGUAACGUCUAAAGCUGCCCGCUGUGGGAGAACUCUAGGUGUGCUAGAGUGGGAGUUCUAAUGUUGCAACUCUUUAACAUGAGAGCAGCCAGCAGCCCUGCCUGCCUGCCCCCUCUUCUGCUAUGCCUGUAUGUGCUCCAUAGGAGCUAUGGGAGCCCUUCUCUAACAAGCCCCGUCAGAUCCACGCUCAACCACAACCCAACCAAACUGCCCGAUGGAGAGAAGGAUGCACACCAUCGGCCCAAAAGAGGUUGGAUCUGGAAUCAGUUCUUCGUUUUGGAAGAGCACAUUGGACCAGAUGCACAGUAUGUGGGGAAGUUACACUCAAACUCAGACAAAGGUGAUGGCUCGGUCCAGUAUCUGCUCUCUGGAGAAGGUGCCUCUACCAUAUUCAUAAUCAAUGAGAUAACAGGUGACAUUCAUGCAAAGAAAAGCCUGGACAGGGAAAAAAAGAGCCAUUAUGUCCUCCAUGCUCAAGCCAUCGACCGAUUCACCAACCAAGCUGUGGAACCUGAGUCUGAAUUCAUCAUCAAGGUCCAGGAUGUGAAUGACAAUGCCCCCAAGUUCCCAGAUGGCCCCUUUUCAGCCUCUGUGCCUGAGAUGGCAGACAUCGGAACGUCAUUAUUGCAGAUCAGUGCCACAGACGCUGAUGACCCCACCUAUGGGAACAGUGCCAAGAUCAUCUACAGUAUUCUGCAAGGGCAGCCUUACUUCACUGUUGACCCCAAAACUGGUGUCAUCAGGACUGCUUUGCCAAACAUGGACAGAGAAAGUAGAGAGAUGUACUCUGUCAUCAUCCAAGCCAAAGACAUGGCCGGCUCUGUGGGGGGUCUGUCUGGAUCCACCACAGUAAACAUCACACUGACUGAUGUCAAUGACAAUCCACCAAGAUUCUCUCAAAAGAACUAUCAGUUGUACGUUCCAGAAUCUGCUCAGGUAGGGAAAGCUGUAGGCAAAAUCAAAGCCAAUGAUGAAGACCUUGGCAUCAAUGCUGAGAUGACAUACAGAAUUACCAAUGAAGAAGGGGCUGCCAUGUUUUCCAUCUCUACUGACAGUGAUAAGAGAGAAGGCAUCAUCUCCCUCAGAAAGCCUCUGGACUAUGAGAAGAAGAAGGCCUACUCUUUGAACAUAGAAGGCAUCAACACUCAUCUGGAUCCUCGUUUUUCUUAUCUGGGCCCCUUUAAAGAUACCACCACGCUAAAGCUCAUUAUUGGGGAUGUUGAUGAGGCUCCAGUCUUUACUAUGGACUACUAUAUCAUGGAUGUGUAUGAGAAUUCUCCAGGUGGGACAGAGGUUGGCAUGAUAACUGCUCAAGACCCCGACAGCACUAGAAGUAAAGUCAGGUACUCCAUUGACCAAAGUGCAGAAGGAGGUACACUUUUCAGCAUUGAUGCCAACAGUGGACUCAUUAAAACCACCAGGAGUCUAGACCGAGAGGAGGUGGCCUGGCACAACAUCACUGUUAUGGCUUCAGAGAUUGACAAUCCAAAUCUGGUGAGCUUUGUUCCAGUCACAGUCCAGGUCUUGGAUGUCAAUGACAAUGCCCCCUAUAUUGCCAAAGACAGCACCCUCAUUGUGUGUGAAAGCUCCAAGGCUGGCCAGGUGAUUCAAACCAUCAGGGCCACAGACAAGGAUAACUUUGCCAAUGGUGGGUUCUCAUUUGCUUUACCAGAAGACCUUCCAGAGAAUCCAAACUUUACCCUGAAGGACAAUGAAGAUAGCAGCGCGAGCGUGUUGGUGCGCAGAAAAGGCUUCAGCCAGGCAGAACAGGAGCUGUACCAACUGCCCGUGGUUGUGUGGGAUGGAGGAGAGCCUGUCCUCAGUAGCACUAUCACAAUUACGCUGAGGGUAUGUCCAUGCCAGAGCGGGGCCAGAUUGCCUGUGUGCAGGGCUCAACCCUUCCUCUCCUCAGCAGGACUCAGCACUGGAGCCCUCAUUGCCAUCCUGCUCUGUGUGCUCAUCCUCUUGGCCAUCGUGGUUCUGUUUGUCACUCUGCGAAGUAAGAAGAGCAAGAAGGAGCCUCUUAUCAUUUCGGCGGAGGAUAUUAGGGAGAACGUAGUGACGUACGAUGAUGAGGGAGGAGGCGAGGAAGAUACGGAGGCCUUUGACAUAGCAGCACUAAGGAACCCUGCUGUGGCGGAGGAGAUGAGGUUGAGAAAGGACCUUCAGUUGGAGGUAUGGAGAGCAAUGGAGACAGAGGCUCUUACACCUUCUUUGACCUUACCAGAUGAGGACAUCAAUGAGGUGAUUAAACGGAAGUUGGAUAAGGCCAACGGGGAUAUGAAAUGGCCUCCAUAUGAUUCUCUUCAGACGUAUGCUUACGAGGGCCGUGGUUCGCCAUCUGGUUCCAUCAGUUCUCUGGAUCUGCCUGAGCCUCAGUCAGACCUGGACCUCAGUGAGGUUGACAACUGGGGUCCUGAGGUACAAAUACUCUCCAGACUCUUUCAAGAGAAAGGCAACCAGCACACACCAUAAUGGCUGUGCAUGUUUUGUAAAACCAGAAGAUGUUCGUUGUAUUCCUGAUGUCUGGUCAAAUGGGACAGCAGAAAAAAAAAAUUUGUCAUCCAGUUUUGCUGUGGGAUUAUUUGACUGUUGUUUUUCACUGGCCUCUACAAGUGGAGAAAUUACGUUUUUGAAGAUAAAGUUUAAAAUCGAGAAAAAAAUUUGAACUCAUAAAGGAAGCUAUUUUCCCUGGUGUAUAUUUUCUAUUGCUUAAUAAAAUU
Molecule: messenger RNA, 2995 nt
Organism: Xyrauchen texanus (razorback sucker)
Lineage: Eukaryota; Metazoa; Chordata; Actinopteri; Cypriniformes; Catostomidae
Product: cadherin-18-like
Exons: 12
Coding region: 333-2747 (804 amino acids)
Biological process (GO): calcium-dependent cell-cell adhesion; homophilic cell-cell adhesion; adherens junction organization
Cellular component (GO): adherens junction; plasma membrane; catenin complex
Molecular function (GO): calcium ion binding; cadherin binding
Source: RefSeq, a predicted model, not a curated record